GUCUAGCGGUGACGCGGAGCAGCGCAGAAGCGAUGGCGCUUGUGUUCCUGCGGCGAUCGCUCGGUGGACUCUGACCGCAACUGGUCGAUUCCGUGCCUCCUCUCAGACUUGAUUUUGGGGGCGUUUAAGUGAACUUCAGUUAUGUUGGGCAUUCUUGCCAGGACGAUGGUCAAGGCUGGUAUGGUGAAACCCUCCUGCCUGGUAAAGCCAGUGUCAGUGACACGGAUCGCUGGGCGCUACUUGGCCCACCAGGAGGGUCUGCCUAAGCUACCGGUGCCACCACUGCAACAAACAUGCGAACGCUAUCUGCCCGCCCUGACCCCCAUCGUGGACACGGACGAGCUGAAUCACACCCGGAAACUGCUGGAGGAGUUUCAGAAGCCAGGCGGUGUUGGAGAGAGACUUCAGAAGGGUCUGGAACAGCGAGGGAAGAAGAUGGAAAACUGGCUCUCUGACUGGUGGUUACAGACAGCCUACCUAGACUACCGGAUGCCUGUUGUCGUCCAUUCAAGUCCUGGGGUCGUCCUUCCCCGUAUGGAGUUCAGUGAUCGCCAAGGCCAAAUGAGAUAUGCUGCUAAAUUAAUCGCUGGAGUUUUAGAUUUCAAGAGCAUGAUUGACAAUGAAACAUUGCCAGUGGAGUAUCUGGGUGGAAAGCCUCUCUGUAUGAACCAGUACUAUCAGGUGCUCUCGUCCUGCCGGAUCCCUGGAACAACGAGGGACACUGUGGUGAACUACACUUUGGACAAGAGACCUCCCACACAUAUCACCGUAGUGCACAACUUUCAGUUCUUUGUGCUGGAUGUGUACAACAGUGACGGCACGCCACUCACCGUAGACCAGAUCUACUUUCAGCUGGAGAAGAUCUGGAACUCCUCUUUACAGACCAAUGAAGAGCCCAUUGGCAUCCUAACCUCACACCACCGCAACAGCUGGGGCAAAGCUUACAACAACCUCAUCAAGGAUAAAACAAAUCAGGAGUCUGUGAGAGCCAUUCAGAAGAGUAUAUUCACAGUGUGUCUGGAUGCUCCCAUGCCGCGUGCGUCUGAUGACUUGUACCGCACGCGUGCUGGAGGCCAGAUGCUGCAUGGAGGGGGAAGCAGGUGGAACAGCGGAAAUCGCUGGUUCGACAAAACAUUGCAGUUUAUUAUUGGAGAGGACGGGACAUGUGGGCUGAUCUAUGAACAUGCCCCCGCUGAGGGUCCUCCUAUCGUGUCACUGAUCGACCAUGUGGUGGAAUACAUGAAGAAGUCAGAGAUGGUCCGUACCCCAAUGGUGCCACUGCGUAUGCCUCAGAAGCUUAGUUUCAACAUCACGCCAGAAAUCAAAAAGGACAUUGAGGAGGCCAAACAACACAUGAACAACAUGGUACAUGACUUGGACAUGAAAGUCAGUGUGUUUUCCCAUUUUGGGAAAGAUUUCCCAAAGUCACAGAAGAUGAGCCCUGAUGCCUUUAUUCAGAUGGCUCUCCAGCUGGCGUACUACAGGAUUUACAAGCGCUGUUGUCCCACCUAUGAGAGCGCUUCCCUCCGCAUGUUCAGACUGGGCCGAACUGACACUAUACGCUCAACAUCCAUCGAGUCUGAGAAAUUCGUCCAGGCCAUGGAUGACCCAGCCAAACAUAACACAGAGAAAGUGGCUCUGCUAGACAAAGCAGUUAAAGCACACAGAGCUUACACAGACAUGGCCAUCCGAGGUCAAGCCAUCGACAGACAUUUGCUCGGACUGAAAUUGCAGGCUAUUGAGGACAUGGCAGCCUUGCCAGAGAUAUUCAUUGAUACCUCAUAUGCUGUGGCACUGCACUUCAACCUCUCCACCAGCCAGGUGCCAGCUAAAACCAACUGUGUGAUGUGCUUCGGUCCAGUGGUUCCAGAUGGUUAUGGUGUGUGCUACAAUCCCAUGGAUACCCACAUUAACUUUGCAGUCUCUGCUUUCAACAGCUGCCAAGACACUAACGCAGCACGUCUGGCCCAAGCCCUAGAGGACGCUCUGUUAGACAUCAAGACCCUCCUGGAACAGACGCCCAAAGCCAAGCUUUAAAGUUGAUUAUGUCAAUUAGACUUGAUCUUUGACCAGUUCAAUCAAGACACUUGAGUUUACAACAGCACUCAAGAGAACAGGAUUUUUAAGAAGAGAUUUUUAUUGAGUAUUUGACCAGUCUAGAUCAGUCUGGACUCUGUUCGACCACAGUCUUUAAUGAGCCUUAACACUAAAUGACCAUUCUUACCUUCUUGUAUAAUUAUGUGUUUUGACAUUGUUUGUUCAAACAGACAAAAAAAUGAAAUAAAUCAAUUAGCUUUGUCAACAGGUAUCUCUGAUUUGUGUUUUCUUUGUAACGAGUUCUCAGUACAGAGAAUGUACCCGGUAUGUACUGUACUGUGAUUAAAAAAAACUCUUCUUCUUUGUUCAAUGUUUUAAUAAAUAUAAUGUAUUUUAAAUUCUGUUUAUAGAUUUUUAAAUUCUGUGUAGUUUUGGCUGAGGUCAUAUUCAUCUGAAUUGGUUCUUGUGCAUAACAAUGUUUUUGCCAUUUACUGUUGUCUUAUUUGGGUCUGUUUAAUGUUGCAUAUAUAUAUAUAUAUAUAUAUUGUACAAGAUGAAUUUGCUAGAUACUCAACUAUGGACUCUGUGCCUUGUUAUAAGAAAUGAGUAACAUUUCUUAUGGUCUGGAUUACCAUUCAAAUAACAUUCAUUUUACAGCAUCACUUAUUGUUACAUGCAUCAUUGAUCAAGUAAAUGAGAGUCUAACUUUGUUUCAUUAUAUAUAGCACUCAUCAGCUCUUUAUACCUGUCCACAGGUUCAGCCCGGUAACUGUCACUUUCUAUGAUGACCAGGAAAAGAUUGGUCUUUAAUGUUUGACUCAGAAAAGUUCUGUAAGGAGGCAAUACUUAAACUGAUUUGUUUGUUUAAGAAAGAUUGAUGCAUUCUAAGAAAAUUCUCAUUUUGGAAUAAAUUAUUCUGUUUCUCAAA
Molecule: messenger RNA, 2965 nt
Organism: Carassius gibelio (silver crucian carp)
Lineage: Eukaryota; Metazoa; Chordata; Actinopteri; Cypriniformes; Cyprinidae
Product: carnitine O-acetyltransferase
Exons: 14
Coding region: 142-2037 (631 amino acids)
Biological process (GO): carnitine metabolic process, CoA-linked
Cellular component (GO): peroxisome
Molecular function (GO): carnitine O-acetyltransferase activity
Source: RefSeq, a predicted model, not a curated record